This is a messenger RNA of Drosophila subpulchrella, 2644 nucleotides long. RefSeq names its product WD repeat-containing protein CG11141. The record is from RefSeq and is a predicted model, not a curated record. The coding region runs from base 114 to 2234 and encodes 706 amino acids. The transcript has 4 exons. Lineage: Eukaryota; Metazoa; Arthropoda; Insecta; Diptera; Drosophilidae. Gene Ontology annotation, molecular function: protein binding.
AUUGUUUUGCUGAGCCGGAGAAAAGAGAGAGAGACGACACCGAGAAAAGGAGAGAAUUGUGGAAUCCCGAAAUCCCCGUCCUGACCUGAGGCGCAAUUUAUCCCAGCAAGGACAUGGCCAGCAGCAAGGAGUUGUGCUCCAUCCGGGAGUGGGCGCCGCUGACGGAGAUAAUCGAGCAAAUUCCGGCACGGCUGCAACGCGGUUUCUUUCCGGCCAAUCUCAACCUGACCUGUGUGGACGCCACCGAGGAGUUCCUGGCCAUGGGCAGUGACGCGGGCAUCGUGUUCUGGUACAACCGCCACACGGGCGAGAUGCAGAAGCUCAAGGCGGAGGCGGCUACUCGAAUAACUUGCGUGCGGGUUGUCAACUCCGUGGAGUACAUGGUAGCGGCUGGAUGCGCCAACGGGCAGGUGAGCAUCUUCCAAAUACAGAAGGAGCUACCUAGAGACUUGGACCUGGUGGCUCCCUGCACCCGGAGCCGGCCCAUCGAGCGCUACACCAUCCGGGAUCUGCACAAGUGCGUGGUCAGCUGCUGCGAGUGGUCCAAGAACGGGAUGAAGCUCUACUCGGGCGAUCGCCAAGGCGUGGUGGUGCUCACGGAGUUCGACUACCAGGCGCACCUCAGCAAGUCCGUGGAGAUCCUGAGCGAGGCCUACGAGAUAGUGCAGCUCAGUGUGAAGCAGAGCCUCCUCCUAGUGGCCACGCUCUACCGCUGCAUCGUAUGCCAGCUCGACGUACACACCUCGGAGUGGAGCAUCACCCAGGUGGGCAAGAAGGAUCGUAAGCAGCUCAUCGAUUGCGGCGCAGUCUUUCUCAAGAAACAGACCGAAAACCAGGCACAGCUCGUCUGCGGGCGACCUGGACUGCGCUUCUGGGUGGCCGAUGCCGCGGGCAAUGUGUCCAAGACCGUGCUUUUCAGAGACGCUGUGAUGCGCAGCCCCACCUGGGAGAUACCCAUACUGAACCCCAAACCGCGCAGUGAGCCGUCCAGCAGUCAGCAUGCGGCUGCAGCUUCCACUUCUACUAGGCAACCUGGAACGGAGGAUGGCUACGUGGCCAGUAGCAACUUUCGGCAGCUGUACCUGUACGAUGGCCACGAUUCCUUGUUGGUUACCCACGACGAUGCCACCCUGUAUAUACUUAACUUGGAUAAACUCAAAGUGGAAGCCGUGGCGCGUGGAUUCCGAAAGAUCCUUGACUUCUGCGUCUGUGGCAAAGAGAUCUUCGUACUUGAGGGCGAUCGUACUUUGCUGCGCCUGGCUCCUUUGCCCGAGCCACCCAAUAAGACGGUCAAGGUCAUAUUCAAUCCGCUGAUGCCGCCUCCAGUUCCCGUCUUGGGAUCUUCGCACUAUUCACAGCUGGAGUCGCCGGUGGAGCCCCUUGCGGAUCCAGUUCUGCAGAAUGCGGAGGAGUGUUUCGAGCAGUCGCCGGUGGAGGAUCUGGAUCUUAAUGUGCCCAUUGAAAUGGCGGUGGAGUCACCUUUGGUUCAGCAGAACCGCCGCUUGGAAAUCUUCCGUCGCAUUGGCCAGAUGGACUUUGAGCAGUCCAUCGUCCACUGCAGCCGAAAGACUGCUGUGGGUAAAUCGCCUGAAGCCAGUGGUUCGGGUAUUGUUGAGAUUGGCCAUGAGACCCAUGAACUACGGUUACCGCUUACCAAUGCCGCGACCCUAAUGGAGGCCAGCUACUGUCAGUUAGAAAACAAUGGCCUUGCUUCGCCGCUGGACAUGAAGGCAGCCUUCCUGGCGCACCUGCCCGAUGCCCUAAGUCCCAACACUUUGCAGAAGACCGUUGCGGAAAAAGCAAAAUCGCUGGCUGCCGAGUUGGACAUUCCGGAGGUGCAUCUGUCCCCAUUGUCCGAGGAGGAGCUUCGUGCUGCCCAGGUGCAGGCUCCCCAACUAAGCGAAUCACUAAUCAGGUGCUAUCCUACGCACCUGGAAGAGGCCAGUGUUCAAACGACUUCCCGGCAAAGUCCACUUAACACAGAGGAUGAUUAUAAUGCAGGUCAACCCGUGGAUGGGAUUAGGGCCGUAGCUCCCUCAAAGCCCAAAAUGGCUCCGCUAAAGUUUGUCAUGAGCCAGCCGAAGCCGAAACUGUCGCUGAAAGUGGAAAAGGAGGAGGAGGAGUACACCAGCUUCCUCCCUGACUUUCGGCGAGCUGGCGAUCCUCUGCGCAAGGAAACACCGGCCACCAGUGACUCAAACAACUCCAGCGAGUGGGAGUUCUUGGACAACUAGUUCAGUAUUAGAAUAAGUGCAUACUCAUUCGCUUUCCCUUUGAUUUCGUGCACUUUCUUUUUUGUUUGUCUGUGUUUUGUUCGAAAAAGUGUUGUGCUUAUCAGAUUGUGAUCACCGUGAUUUACAUACUAUUUUUAGUGAAAUUUACAUAAUUGUACAUAAUGUUAGACGUACGCAAGGUAUUUCCUGACCCCAAACGAAUAUGAAUUUUGAAGUUCAAAAGCACCCAAACCAUUCCUUAAAAGAUCCAAAAAUUCUAGCGUAGAUAGCACCUUAGCAUCAGAGUGAAAUUGUACCAUUUAUUUAACAUCAUUGUAUACUAAGUUCUUUAAGAUAUUCCAAUGCUUUAAGUAUUUGCUACUUAAGUUCAAGGUCGCUUUACAUACACAAAAUACAUUUAUUUUAUACAA